ACCAGGAAAAAUUUUUUACUCUCGACCUCCUCGACUUCGUUGGUAUCUCAGAUAAUCGGAGGAUCCGCGAUUCGUCAGUACUACGGGCCAAUGUCGCGACGGAUUGUUGGCAGAUGACAUCGACGAUGUGAUCCUUCGUCAGGGAGAAUGCGAUCGUUCUCGAGGGAAAAAGGAUCCGUCAUGUAACUUGACUCGCGAAAACAGACAGGUCGCAAUGCGGUGCUGAAAAUAGGAGCGUCAACCAACGAUCGAUGCCAGACGCAGCCAGAUCGGCUAGUAGCAGAAGUUGCGGAGGAUCAUGGACAUGGACACUUCCACCUUUGCAUAUUGCCAUAAAGGACAUCCAACAAAGGAACAUUCACGAAGUUUCAGGAGAUGUGAUACCGAUCAAUAUGGUAAAGGGUAUCGGUCAUCUCAGAGAUCCUCGACUUAAUAAGGGUUUGGCGUUCACUCUGAAAGAAAGAUUAUCCCUUGGAAUACAUGGGCUACAACCUCCCAGAUUUAAGACGCAAGAGGAGCAGCUGGCUCUAUGCAAAGCCUCAGUAAUGAAAUACUCUGAAGAUUUGAAUCGAUACUUAUAUCUUGUGGAACUUCAGGAGAGAAACGAAAGAUUAUUUUUUCGUUUGUUAAGCGAAAACAUUGAACAGAUGAUGCCGAUUGUCUAUACACCUACUGUUGGUCUGGCCUGUCAAAAGUUUGGCGUGAUAUAUCGUAGACCUCGUGGACUUUUCAUUACUAUAUAUGAUAAAGGUCAUAUUUAUGAGAUUUUGAAUAAUUGGCCAGAACAAACAGUACGAGCCAUUUGUGUAACGGACGGUGAGCGAAUUUUAGGUCUCGGUGAUCUCGGAGCUUGUGGGAUGGGUAUCCCCGUUGGAAAACUGGCGCUUUACACAGCUCUGGCUGGUAUCAAACCACAUCAGUGUCUUCCGAUUACCAUUGAUGUAGGCACUAAUAAUGAACAGCUGAGAAACGAUCCUCACUAUAUCGGUCUCAACAAGCCUAGAAGUCAAGGUGCUGAAUAUGAUGAAUUAAUCGACGAAUUUAUGGCUGCCUGUGUGCAAAAGUACGGACAAAACGUUCUUAUUCAAUUCGAAGAUUUUGGAAAUCAUAAUGCCUUCCGUUUCUUAGAUAAAUACAGAAAUAAGUACUGUACGUUCAAUGAUGAUAUACAAGGUACAGCUGCAGUUGCAGUAGCUGGAAUUUUGGCUUCAAAAAGGAUAACUAAAAAAAGGAUAGCAGAGAAUAAGUUCGUCUUCUUGGGUGCCGGAGAGGCAGCUAUUGGAAUCGCUGAUCUUUGUGUCAAAGCAAUGGAAGCUGAUGGUUGCACCCAGCAACAAGCGCGCGAUAGUAUUUGGAUGAUGGACAUUGAUGGAUUAUUGGUAAAAAAUCGGCCUGAGGGUAAUUUAGAGGGUCACAAGAUUUGGUAUGCGAAGGAUCACAAAGUGAUGAAGACGCUAAUUGAAGUCGUGAAAGAGAUCAAACCUACCGUUUUAAUAGGGGCUUCGGCAGCGGCAGGUGCAUUUACUCCGGAAGUCUUAAAGGAGAUGGCAAAAAACAACGAAAGGCCAUUAAUCUUCGCUUUAAGUAAUCCAACCAGUAAAGCUGAAUGUACAGCACAGCAAGCAUAUGAUUAUACCGAUGGUAGAUGCAUAUUUUCUUCUGGUUCGCCAUUCGGCGAAGUGACAUAUAAUGGGAAAACGUAUAAACCUGGACAAGGUAAUAAUGCAUACAUUUUUCCGGGUAUUGCUUUAGGCGUUAUAGCGACUGGAGUUCAUCACAUUACCGAAGAUUUAUUCUUAAUCUCGGCACAAACUGUCGCUGACCAUGUGAAAAAUGAAGAUCUUGAAAGAGGUAGUUUAUAUCCGCCGUUAAAUAACAUCCGUGAAUGUUCAAUUGACAUCGCGGUUAGGAUAGCUGAUUAUGCUUAUGCCAAAGGCGGUUUGGCAAGCGAAUAUCCGGAGCCGAAAGACAAACGGCAAUUUAUCAUAAGUAAAAUGUAUGAUGCUAACUAUGACAGUCCACUGCCAAAUCUAUACGAAUGGCCAGGUGAUUAUGCCAAACCACGCAUCUUGCCAGAAAAAGAUACGAUAGAAAUCCGUCAUAAUUUAAAACAUCUGUAGUGGAUUUCGUCGGCCGAGAAUGAUAAGAGAUCAUUAAUAUCUUUAAUGAUAAAAAUAUCGAUGUUUCUUCAACUUAUAAAUAAUAUCGCUCAUGAUAUAUACAAAUAGCAAAAUGAUUUGUAAACGAUUUUAAUUGUAAGAGAAAUUGUGUUUCAUCACAUAAUUACUAUAGUGCUUUCAUCACUAUAAUUUAUAUAUAUUGUUAACAUAGUAUAUGAUGGCAUGAAUCAA
Pogonomyrmex barbatus (red harvester ant) is the source of this 2351-nucleotide messenger RNA. RefSeq names its product NADP-dependent malic enzyme. Gene Ontology annotation, molecular function: NAD binding; malate dehydrogenase (decarboxylating) (NADP+) activity. Gene Ontology annotation, cellular component: mitochondrion. Lineage: Eukaryota; Metazoa; Arthropoda; Insecta; Hymenoptera; Formicidae. The record is from RefSeq and is a predicted model, not a curated record. Gene Ontology annotation, biological process: malate metabolic process; pyruvate metabolic process.